Paramuricea clavata is the source of this 546-nucleotide messenger RNA. The record is from the annotation of a GenBank genome assembly. Lineage: Eukaryota; Metazoa; Cnidaria; Anthozoa; Malacalcyonacea; Plexauridae.
AUGGAAGAUAUUCUAGAUAGUGUGAGCAGCAAAGAGAAUGCCUGGCAAACGACCAAAGAGAUCAAAGCUGUGGUUAAAGCUGGUGGAUUCAAGAUGAAAAGCCUGAGUCUGACAACUAUGAAGACAUCCAUUUUGAGCAAAUCGCAGACAAAGAAAAGGUUCUCAGAGUCUCCUGGGUCUCAAGGGAGGACUGCUUUUGAACACUUUGAAGUUAAACUUAACUUUUCCCAGACGAAAAGAAAAGUUGCAACUGAACCAAGCCUUCGAAAAGAACAGAUCCCGAAAGAAAUAAUGAGUAACCUCACUAAGCGAAUGAUUCUCUCACAAGUGAACAGUAUUUAUGAUCCCUUGCAAUUGGCUGGACCAUUCACAGAUCGAGCAAAGAUCAUGAUGCAGAAACUUUGGGGAAGUGAGAUGAAACUUGAUUGGGAUGACCAUGUUCCUGAAGAAGCCAGACCAAGGUUGGAUAGAGUUCUUCAAAGAUCUUUUCCAGAUGGAAGAAGUAAAGUUCAAGAGAUGCAUGAAGCGAAAAGAAGCCGUAGGUGA